UUCGUGGUCAUGAUAAUUUCUUAAAACUAUGGGAAGCUCUCAACAGCAUAUUUAAGAAUAAUCUUAUCCAUUUCUUACCCCAUUGCAACAACCUCUGUCCUUCUCUGAAUCCCCUUUGAAGAAAUAGGAACUCUUUAGACCAAAAGUGCUCACACAACGUUUGCUGGGUUUUCCCAUUGACUUAUAGACUUAUAACAAGACUUGUUCUUUAUCCUUUUUCUAAAGGUUUAGAGGGGAAACUUUUUGAACCAGAAAUCUUAAAAUCUGGGCAUUAAUUCUUCUCCACUCAAUAUGGCAUAAUGGUCAAAUAGGCCCUAAUGCCACCAGGCAGGAGCAAAACAAAGCAAUCUGCAGCGAAGGCGCUUGCACAGAGUCACGGGCUAAGGGUAGGUCAAAGCUCCACGCAUUUCAGAAAUGUGUCUAGUUUGGGUAAUUUAUGAGCCAAGGGUGGGCCUAAGCCUUUGACUAAGGGGCAUCAAGAAACUCAUUUUUUCAAAAAGAAAUGCAUAUUCUUUUUUUGGGGAAAAAAGACCCACUAAAUCCCAAAUUAUCAAAUUAGGUCUGGGAAACAUUCUGUUAGGAUUCCCACUCUUCCAGGAAAGGAUUUGAAUUUGCGGGGCGUGAGCGAAAAGGAGCGGAAACUAACAUUGCGGCGCAGGCGCAGGCGGGCAUCUUCUAUUGGCCACGUCGGUUCCGGCGUCAUUGGGGGAGGGGUGGGUCCCUUUUUGCCCUUGCGCCCGGCUUCCCCUCCUACUCUUGUUUGACGCGGCGUUGAGGUGCUGGCUGUUGGUAUUGCGGAAGGAACCUUGGCAUCCCCAGCCUCUAGUUCCGGUGGCUACGGCCGGACGUCAACCUACUAUAUUGGGGCUUCCGAGCCAUGGCGACGAGGGAACCAGGAGAUGCCUUGGCACAGUCCACCCUUCCCUCUUCUGCCAGUCACAGCAAGGAAGCGCCUGAAAAACCUAACUAUGCUCUCAAACUUACUCUUGUGGGGCAUACGGCAGCAGUAUCAUCAGUUAAGUUUAGUCCUAAUGGAAAAUGGCUAGYAAGUUCUUCUGCUGAUAAACUGAUUAUAAUUUGGGGUGCAUAUGAUGGAAAAUAUGAGAAAACACUAUAUGGUCACAAUCUGGAAAUAUCAGAUGUUGCCUGGUCAUCAGAUUCCAGUCUUCUUGUUUCUGCCUCAGAUGAUAAAACUUUGAAGAUAUGGGAUGUGAGGUAUGGAAAAUGUUUGAAAACACUGAGGGGACACAGUAAUUACGUCUUUUGCUGUAAUUUCAAUCCGUCAUCCAAUCUCAUCAUUUCAGGAUCUUUUGAUGAGAGUGUGAAAAUAUGGGAGGUGAAAACAGGAAAGUGCCUCAAGACGUUAUCUGCUCACUCUGACCCGAUUUCUGCUGUUCAGUUUAAUUGUAAUGGGUCCUUGAUUGUGUCGGGUAGUUAUGAUGGUCUCUGUAGAAUCUGGGAUGCUGCUUCAGGUCAGUGUUUAAAAACACUUGUUGAUGAUGAUAACCCUCCUGUCUCUUUUGUAAAAUUUUCUCCAAAUGGUAAAUACAUUCUAACUGCAACUUUGAACAAUACUCUUAAACUGUGGGAUUACAGCAGAGGCAGAUGCCUGAAGACCUACACUGGUCAUAAGAAUGAGAAAUACUGCAUAUUUUCCAGUUUUUCAGUUACUGGUGGAAAGUGGAUUGUGUCUGGCUCAGAGGAUAACCUGGUUUACAUUUGGAACCUUCAAACUAAAGAGAUUGUGCAGAAAUUACAAGGUCAUACAGAUGUCGUGAUCUCAGCCGCUUGUCAUCCUACAGAAAACAUCAUUGCAUCGGCAGCAUUAGAAAAUGACAAAACAAUUAAACUGUGGAUGAGUAACUACUAAAGCCAAGUUAGCAAAAAAACUUAUGUGAGGGCUGGGGAUGUGGCUCAAGCGGUAGCGCGCUCGCCUGGCAUGCCUGCGGCCCG
Messenger RNA from Urocitellus parryii (Arctic ground squirrel), 1953 nucleotides. RefSeq names its product WD repeat domain 5B (gene Wdr5b). The record is from RefSeq and is a predicted model, not a curated record. Gene Ontology annotation, cellular component: Set1C/COMPASS complex. Gene Ontology annotation, molecular function: histone binding. NCBI's taxonomy places the organism in Eukaryota, Metazoa, Chordata, Mammalia, Rodentia, Sciuridae.